AUGGGUGCUCAGGAGUUGAACCAUGGCCUGGAAACUUUGCAGCAGAACAAUGAUUCCUGGCAGGAAUUUGGUGAUGAAGCUGAAGAAACACUGUCUCUUUGUGAUCUUGUGAUAAGCAGUGAUGCUAGUGAAUAUUGGAAUGGUGAGCAGUACCAUAGGAAUUCUUCAUCAUCAUCAUCUGAUCAUCAACAUCAGGAUUUGUUUGAGUUCUUCAGUACUGAAGAUAUUCCUGCUGCAGCAGCAGCAGCAGCCUCGAGUAAUUAUCAAGGUAACAACAUCAUCUUCUGUGGGAAACUCAUUCCUUACAGAGGCCAACAACAGUCCAUUGAAGACAAACCCCAGAGGCUGGAAAGCAAAGUGAUCAAGCCAGAAAAUGGAACCAAGAACAGUACCAGCUGCUUGUUUCCAUGGAAAACUUCACUGUCGUUCAACAAGUCAAGAACAUUUCCUCCUUCUUCUUCAUCAUCAGCACCGGCAAAAGCAUCACAAAGGAAGAGUUUCAACAAGUCUUUGUCGCUGCCAGCUGAAGGGUCCAAAAAUAGUAAGAAAUUGGGUGAUGAUAAGUUCGAUUUCUCUGUUAAGAAAGUAUCCGUAAUAGAAACUCCUGUCAAGUCAAGAUGGUAUCUGUUUGCAUUUGGAGUGGGAAGGUUUCCAAUGGAGAUUGAGCUUAAGGACAUGAAGAUGAGGCAAAGCAGGAAGAGUAAGGCAAUGAAGCUUCAACCGGACGGCCAACCGGAAAACGCCAAGUGUAAUAAGGAACGGAGGAGAUCAGCCAAGGGUUUGUGGAGGUUGCUCAAGGUUUUAGGGUGUAACAAUAAGCAUACAAAUGCAGCUGUAGUUCAGGCUUCCUAUAGUUGCAUUCCACAUGUGUGA
Molecule: messenger RNA, 873 nt
Organism: Theobroma cacao (cacao)
Lineage: Eukaryota; Viridiplantae; Streptophyta; Magnoliopsida; Malvales; Malvaceae
Source: RefSeq, a predicted model, not a curated record